Messenger RNA from Laccaria bicolor S238N-H82, 153 nucleotides. RefSeq lists its product as uncharacterized. The transcript has 2 exons. Bases 1 to 153 code for a protein of 50 amino acids. NCBI's taxonomy places the organism in Eukaryota, Fungi, Basidiomycota, Agaricomycetes, Agaricales, Hydnangiaceae. The record is from RefSeq and is a predicted model, not a curated record.
AUGGACUACUUAACUUGGAGCUGGGCACUUCCCUCUGUGGGUCAUUGCAUCUGCGCUGUUCUGUUGUGGCUGCGUCCCAGCUCUGGGUUUGUUGGUACCAAUCUUUUCUCUAAACAGCCGUUGCUGUCAAUUUUGGGCCAUGUGAAGGAUUGA